Messenger RNA from Aspergillus bombycis, 387 nucleotides. RefSeq lists its product as uncharacterized. The record is from RefSeq and is a predicted model, not a curated record. Lineage: Eukaryota; Fungi; Ascomycota; Eurotiomycetes; Eurotiales; Aspergillaceae. The coding region runs from base 1 to 387 and encodes 128 amino acids. The transcript has a single exon.
AUGAGCAACAUUGACGCGCAUUUCGCCUCUGACUACGACCCUACUUUAGAUGUGCAGUUAGAAGAUGACGAUGAGAUUGCUGGUGGCAAGCCCAGCCGCCGCCCUGUAGCCGGCCUCAUGACCGGAGACGAUGAUUGGGAACUCGCCCUCGAAGCCGUCCGUGACCGAGCCCGUUGGAAGCAAAGAGGCGAGGAGAGACUGCGAGAAGCUGGUUUCGAUGACGCUUUUGUGAAGCAGUGGAAAAGCAACACUACGCCUACUACCGGUGAUUCUGAGGGUAGGUUAGAGGACGUGAAGUGGUCCAAAAAAGGCGAAGGUCGAGAAUGGGAUCGCGGGAAGUAUGUCAACGAGGAUGGGCAUAUUGAUGUUAAGGCUUCUUGGUUGUGA